AUGAUAUCAUUAGUGGGAAAAUACGCCUAUGUGAAACAGGAAAAUUUAGUUGAAUUUUAUAAAUCAUUGAAUGUACCCGAAGCAUUUGUCGACAAAUUAAUACCCAAAAUAAAUUCAUUAAAAGAAUUUAAGGUCGAUGGAUACAAAGUUACCAUAACAGGAAAUUAUGAAGCAACUUAUAUUCUUGACAAAGAAGUGGAUGAAACUAAUGAGUAUAAUUAUACACUGAAGAGCAUAGCUAAAAUGGAAGGGAAUAAACUAAUUGUAACUAGUAGGACACCAGAACAACCAAAUACAACAUUGAAAAGAGUUUAUGAAUCCAACGAUAGAGAGCUUAUAAUUACAAUGUCUUGUCAAAAAACUCCAGUAAUAGCGAAAUACUAUUAUAGAAGAGUAUUGCCAUGAAAAUCACCAUUUUACCAG
Chrysoperla carnea is the source of this 423-nucleotide messenger RNA. RefSeq lists its product as uncharacterized. NCBI's taxonomy places the organism in Eukaryota, Metazoa, Arthropoda, Insecta, Neuroptera, Chrysopidae. The coding region runs from base 1 to 405 and encodes 134 amino acids. The transcript is spliced from 4 exons. The record is from RefSeq and is a predicted model, not a curated record.